Molecule: messenger RNA, 1499 nt
Organism: Lolium rigidum
Lineage: Eukaryota; Viridiplantae; Streptophyta; Magnoliopsida; Poales; Poaceae
Exons: 2
Coding region: 1-1029 (342 amino acids)
Source: RefSeq, a predicted model, not a curated record
AUGGCGCUCCUCUCGAGCUCGGGCGGCGGCUCAACGGCGCGGCUGCUCACAGUGCCCGCGCUGCUCCUCCUGCUCUCCUCCGCCGCGCUCCUCGUCUUCCUCCUCCUCCCCGCCAUCUCCCCCUCCACCUCCACCGGGGCCCACCUCUGCGCCUGCACCGACCCCGUCACCACCCACACCACCACCAGCGUCACCACCACCACCACCACCGCCUCCCCCGCCCCCGUCGCCACCUCCCCGGACGACGUCGCCUGGCUCAAGGCGCAGCUCGCCUCCAACUCCCUCGCCCUCCUCGCCUCCACCGACGCCUGGCACCGCCUCCGCAAGGGCAUCAACCCCCGCACCCGCCACCAGCAGCUCUUCGACAUCAACAGGCACCACGGGAUCUCCCAUUACCCGGACGAAGAGGUGACCAACCACACCGCGCUGCCGUGCCCCGGGGAGCUCCUCGUCGAGGAGCACCACAGCAACUACGGCGAGCCAUGGGCCGGUGGCCGCGACGUCUUCGAGUUCCUGGCCAACGCGUCCACCCUCAUGCCCAAGGACCAGGUUCUCGAGAUCGGGUGCGGGACGCUCCGUGUCGGCCUGCAUUUCAUCCGGUUCCUCGAGACCGGGAGGUUCCACUGCCUGGAGCGCGACGAGCUGUCCCUCAUGGCUGCGCUUCGGUACGAGCUGCCCUCGCAGGGGCUGCUGUACAAGCGGCCGGUGAUUGUGAGAGGAGAGGACAUGGAUUUCAGCAAGUUCGGGGAUACUGUCAUGUACGACCUUAUCUACGCGAGCGCCGUGUUCCUCCACAUUCCAGAUGCGCUUGUUUGGACUGGGCUCGAGAGGCUUGCAGGGAAGCUGAGGCCGCAGAGGGGCAGGAUUUUCGUGUCGCAUAACAUCAAGUUUUGCUCCAGAUUGGGUGGCGACGAGUGCACACGCCGGCUUGCGGAACUGGGGCUUGAGUAUGUUGGGAAGCACACUCAUGAUAGCUUGUUGUUUAACCAUUACGAGAUAUGGUUUGAGUUCCGGAGGCCGAAAGUUUAGAUCAUGAUAGCUCAGGAGGAUACACAAGUUUGGUUUCUGUUCUGCAGUUUUGAAUGUGUGAAGCAAAAAAGGCAAGCCAUGCCAUGUACACUCAAGAGUUUUGCCUUUGGACUGGAAGCACUGUUUGCUCGGCUCUGAGUUGGAACAUGUGCACAAAAUUCAUGAUAGGAAGGUACAACUCCGUCAGAGUCCAAUUACAUUCUGGUGAAUGGUUGCUCAACUCUUUAGCUUUAGUUACCACCAAUUAUUCGCUGUACUGUAAUCUUAGUAAGGUCUCAAAGUUUUUCAGUAGUUGAGGUCAAACUGAUAUGUUACACAUCUCUUAUCCCAAUAGUUUCCUACAAUGGUCAAGCAGAAAUUGUAUCAUCACGCAAGGUUUAGUAAAUCGUGACAAGGAUAACCUUGUUAUCCUGUUUCUGUAUUUAACGAAUCUGGAAUACACUUUUGUUAUGCUAUGGUAGCUUGCUGAA